AUGACCUCAAUUCUGACGCCGCGGCAGGCUGAAGAACUUACUGAAAAGUCGCCAUGGACUAGGCACAAAGCAAUAAUAGCAUAUCUUUCGGCAAACAACCUGUCAAACUCGGCCACAGCUCUGAGAACAGAGCUUGGAUUAGCUGAAGAUGUCUUUGAUGCCGCUACAGCAAAGAAAUAUGAAGGGUUGAUCGAGAAGAAAUGGACCAGUGUGAUAAUGGAUCUCGAAUCGAGAAACAACGCCCUCCAGAGCGAGCUCGACAAUGCAACCCCUCUAUCUCUAGCCAAACGCAACACCGAUCCUACUGCAUGGCUUCCCGCGCCGCGACCACGAUACUCACUCGAAUCGCAUCAAAACACCAUAAACUGUAUCGCAUUCCACCCAGUCUACUCUUCCAUCGCAUCUGGCUCCGACGACUGCACAAUAAAGAUUUGGGAUUGGGAGCUGGGCGAGCUAGAAAGAACCAUCAAGAGUCACACGAGACCCGUCCUUGAUGUUGAUUUUGGUGGCCCCCGGGGAGGCAUCUUGUUGGCAUCUUGCAGUUCGGAUCUUACAAUCAAGUUGUGGGACCCCUCAGACGACUACAAAAACAUUCGCACACUUCCGGGUCACGACCAUAGUGUCAGCGCGAUCCGGUUCAUGCCAAGUGGUGCUUCCGGAGCUGCCAUGUCUGGCAACUUACUAGUCAGCGCAAGUCGCGACAUGACACUCAAAAUUUGGGACGUCUCGACGGGUUUCUGCCUAAAGACGAUCAGGGGACAUACUGCUUGGAUUCGUGAUGUGUACCCAUCCCUCGACGGCCGUUAUCUACUCUCCACAGGAGACGACUCCACAGUCAGGUUAUGGGAUCUUUCGGUCACCAACCCAGAAAACAGACUGACUAUGAUUGGCCACGAUCAUUACGUCGAGUGCUGUGCACUAGCACCUCCAAGCUCAUACCCCUUCUUCUCACGACUUGCUGGCUUAAAGAAGCCGCCAGCUGCCAGCAGCACUGCCGAGUUCAUGGCAUCAGGAUCACGCGACAAGACUAUAAAACUCUGGGACGCACGCGGGACCUUGCUCAAGACUCUUAUUGGCCAUGACAAUUGGGUACGCGCACUCGUCUUCCACCCGGGCGGUCGUUACCUUUUAUCUGUAUCAGACGAUAAGACAUUAAGGUGCUGGGAUCUGGAACAGGAUGGCAAGUGCGUCAAGACUAUUGGAGAUGUUCACGAACGAUUUGUUACUUGCCUGCGGUGGGCACCGGGCGUCGUUAUGGAUGCGCCUGCGGAAGCAGAUGGACAGUCGAAUGGAACACCACGGAAGAAGACCGAAGCGGCCCCUGCCGUUCGUAUUCGGUGUGUCAUUGCGACGGGCAGUGUCGACAUGAAGCUGCGCAUAUUUGCAAACUGA
Molecule: messenger RNA, 1392 nt
Organism: Pyricularia grisea
Lineage: Eukaryota; Fungi; Ascomycota; Sordariomycetes; Magnaporthales; Pyriculariaceae
Exons: 3
Coding region: 1-1392 (463 amino acids)
Molecular function (GO): protein binding
Source: RefSeq, a predicted model, not a curated record